Leptopilina heterotoma is the source of this 1624-nucleotide messenger RNA. Its product is annotated as pistil-specific extensin-like protein. The record is from RefSeq and is a predicted model, not a curated record. NCBI's taxonomy places the organism in Eukaryota, Metazoa, Arthropoda, Insecta, Hymenoptera, Figitidae. The coding region runs from base 398 to 1483 and encodes 361 amino acids. The transcript has 2 exons.
AUGUCACAUUUUUUAUAUUAAAUUUUAUUAGAUCUUGUUUGCGAUAAAAUUAUAUUAAUCCCAUGUUGUUUAGUAUCAAAAUUUUACUCUUUUUCAGCAGUUUCACCCGGAAAACAGUUAGAAAUUAAUUGUUUAGUUCGUAAGUAAUUAUAAGCUAAUUUUAAGUUUACAAGAUUUUUGUCAAGAGAGUUAUGCUGUCUCUGUCCUUGUUUAUCUCAACUCCGUUUAUAAAAAAAUCUCCCCUACCAAGGACCAGAUUUUUUAUAACCCUUGAGCUAGGUAUAAAAAGGGACGAAACGGGCCUACUCUCUCUCAGUCAUUUCCGCCUACGCACAGUGUACUUUCUUAAAAGUGAAAUAAAGUGUCGUCUUCACUACUCCCCGCAUCUUAUUUUGCAAUGCCGAAACGAAGACCCUCCAACUUUAACACUACCGAGAAGCGGAAGGCCCGAAAUCUACGGCAAUCAGAGAAAUUAAAGGCCAAGCUCGCCAAUUGGGCUCUACUAGGGACUCUUCGGAAGGCCGUGGGCAAGCCAUCCCCGGAUGGAAACAACAACGAGCUCACCGUCUCGCCUGUAAUUCCCCGGACUGACAGCAAAAGGGACUCACUCGUUGGCCCUACCAUUCGGACCGUCGAAAUCCUUCCUCCCGAGGCCAGGAUCCUGGUACGAGCUCCGAUCUCUCCACCGGUGUUUCUUUCCGCUCCGACGUGGUCAGCUCCAAGCGAUCAAGUGCUUCCUGAGAACCCAGGGUACCAGUCAUCCGGACAGAGUUGGGAGCCCUAUUACCCCACGAGGACUCUGACAGGUGGUCAACAGGACACCUACGUCCCUACUCCUCGGAGACAGAUACGAGUCGCCCAGGAGAUAUCCUCUAUCGAAGAGGAGAUUGCAGAGCUAACCAGGCUCCUCGAAGCUACUCCUUACGAGGCUCCUUCGCCCUUGUUGAUCUUGACGCCCGAAAAGAAGCCGCCCACGAUCGACCUGGUGACUCCACAGAACCCAUCUUGUGUCAGCGCUCCAUUGUGGACUCCAUCGAAGGUGCCCACUCCACCGCCGCUUCUGAGCCCCAUUCGGAGCCCCAGGCCGCCCUUUCGGUCUAUCAGUAACCUGGAGGAGGAUCUGGCUCUCUCAGAUAGCGACCAGGAUAUUUUGGAACUCAGUCCUGGCUCACCAAUAUCACGGUCGCCCCGCCGUCACUCACCACUAGCCAACCUUGGGCCAACACUGGCAUGUCGCCGGCAACUUUGGAGCCAGCCUCAGAAUUCAAUACCAUCACUUCUGGACAUGCCCAUUAUUUGUCCUGAAGAUCUGCAACUUGGAGAAAAGCCCCUUGUGGUGCCUCAACCUCGCAUCCAAGAGCAGAAGCCCUACACUCGGCCCGCUGCCCAGGCGGUACCGAAAUCAAGAUCGCGAGGUAAACCCCGCACUAAUCAAGAUCGGUUGAAAGGCAUCUUUCAACGGUUCAAACCACGACGUUGUUAACUUGUAUGUUCCAACACUGUACAUAUUUUAAGGGGGGGUUUACAGAAUAUAUAUUAAUUAUUUAUGCAUUGAAAUUACGUUAAUUAUUUAUAUUCCUAGUUCUGCAAUUCCAUUUAAAGUUCCAACUAGUCCCUUCCAUCC